Zootermopsis nevadensis is the source of this 976-nucleotide messenger RNA. Its product is annotated as E3 ubiquitin-protein ligase SIAH1B. NCBI's taxonomy places the organism in Eukaryota, Metazoa, Arthropoda, Insecta, Blattodea, Termopsidae. Gene Ontology annotation, biological process: proteasome-mediated ubiquitin-dependent protein catabolic process; multicellular organism development. The record is from RefSeq and is a predicted model, not a curated record. Gene Ontology annotation, cellular component: cytoplasm. Gene Ontology annotation, molecular function: ubiquitin protein ligase activity; ubiquitin conjugating enzyme binding.
AAGAAAUGAAGAAAAGUGAAAGAAGACGUUAUCAACUAUUUGAAGUACCAACUCCAACAAGAAUGAUGGUCUUCAUUAGUGUCGUCCUAGCCUGAGCAAGAAAUUUAUAACAUAGGCCCGGCAUGCUAAAGGUCACCAUCUAAGAUGGCUGCGAAGCUUAUAGGUUCAACUCGUAUAAAAUUUAAAACAGACUUGAGUAAGAGUCUUGCGAGUCUUCUAGAAUGUCCAGUCUGUUUUGACUUCAUGACACCGCCGAUAACUCAAUGCCUCAAUGGACAUAACAUCUGCUCCGUCUGCAAGCCUCAACUAACCCUCUGCCCAACAUGCAGGGAGCCCUUGACCAUCACAUCCAGAAACGUGGCGCUGGAGAACAUAGCCGAGACUUGCUUCACGGACAAUCGCAGUGAUGCAAAGCUGAAGGUACCGUCACCACAACACAGGGUGUACGAGUGUCUGGCAGGAAAGAGUAAGGGCUGCACCUGGAAAGGCCGACGCUCUGACUUAUGGACGCACGUUCAACAAAACCAUGAUCGUCUGGCUAUGCACUGGAGGAAAGAGACACAGGUGUUCCGAGUGUCGAACCACGAUUUUAGGGUCAGCGGUACCAGCACACAACUCAUUUCAGUUUUGGAUCAACUCUUCUGGUACCAGUUUCGACAAGACUCGAGUAAGAACAAGUGGUGGCAAGCUAUUCAGUAUAUUGGUUCCAAAAAGCAAGCCAGCACGUACAGGUACACGCUAGAAUUCGGGCCAGUACCAGGGGAUUCUCUCAAGCGAAGCAUCGUGUAUAGCAGGGUGACACACCCUGACGACGACCACGUCGACAGCAUAUUUAAAUCAUCAGACUGCUUUAACACUGAUCUGAACAGUAUAAAACAUUUCGUUACCAAGAACAAUUCACUACAGUUCAAAGUUAAAAUUGAAAGAACAUAAUUAUACAUGUAGUCUCUAUAAAUAGAUGUCUGCGUUAGUUGUU